UUAGACUGGGAUAGGUUCAACUCUCUUAGAAAGCCAGAACUUAUUGUACUGGCUCGAUAUUCCGAUUUAAGCGUAAAAUAUGCAAUGAGAAAACAGGUAAUUAAGAACUUACUGAUAGAUUACUUGGUGCAGGAGGAGAUGUUUGAUGAGAGUGUCUUGUUAAAUAGAGUGGAGAUUGCUGAUACGCAGCAUACAGAACAAGAGGGAGAUAUGCAGUUGAAGGUUAGGGAAAUGGAAGUGAAGUUGGAGUAUGAGAUGAAAGAAAUGGAUAUAAAGUUGGAGUAUGAUAGGAUGGAAUUUGAGAAAUGGAGAAUGUCAAAGGAAUCGGAGUUAGAGGAAAAGAAGUUGAAGACAAGUCAAUCGUUAAAUGAAUCAUACAUGGACAUUAGAGGUAAAGCAAAAGUUCCGAAACUACCUGCAUUUUGUGAAAGCAAUGAUGAUAUUGAUUCCUACAUUAAUAGAUUUGAACGCUAUGCGAAAAAUCAAAAGUGGCCAGAAAAUGAAUGGGCUACCAACUUAAGCGCGCUGUUAACGGGUGGUGCAUUGGAAGUUUAUUCUAGACUCCCAAAUACAGACGCUGAGAAUUAUCAAUUGUUAAAGUGCGCAUUACUUAAGCGAUAUGAUUUUACAAUUAAAGGGUUUCGCUCCAAA
This is a messenger RNA of Anneissia japonica, 651 nucleotides long. RefSeq lists its product as uncharacterized. The annotation marks the transcript as partial. The record is from RefSeq and is a predicted model, not a curated record. The transcript has a single exon. NCBI's taxonomy places the organism in Eukaryota, Metazoa, Echinodermata, Crinoidea, Comatulida, Comatulidae.